Messenger RNA from Marasmius oreades (fairy-ring Marasmius), 1701 nucleotides. RefSeq lists its product as uncharacterized. NCBI's taxonomy places the organism in Eukaryota, Fungi, Basidiomycota, Agaricomycetes, Agaricales, Marasmiaceae. Bases 1 to 1701 code for a protein of 566 amino acids. The record is from RefSeq and is a predicted model, not a curated record. The transcript has 10 exons.
AUGUCAGGACAUGUCAACAUGAUGGACGAUGUCCUCAUUUCCCAGCUCCCUGUAUCUAUUCUCAGAUCUUCCCUGAGGGUACUUGUUUCACAGUGGCCCGGUGCUAGGCAAACCUUUGUCGACCACGUCCGUGGUCGCCUGAAUGGUUCUCCGCCGCCUUUCACUCCGCCAAAGGACUUGUUUGCUGGAAGUACCUCACUGGUGCGUUGCGCAGAGUACAUGGCGUCUACACGCUGCCUCUUCUCCAGCAACCUCGCCAGCAACUCGUUACCAUAUUUGGCCCACCUCAUCAAUGGGAUCGUAGAAACUAAUGCCCGAUGGCAACCCAACAGCGGGCUAGAGGGGCUUCUUGAGAAAGCUUGUGGUGACAUAGUACAAGCUAUUCAGGCACUCAAGGAAUCGUUACUUGCUAGCAUCGACUCAGGGGCGAGGAAGCAGGAGCUUCAGACUAACUUGACCCACCUUUCGGAUGCUCUUUGGGGAUGCGAACACUACUGCGUAUCUAACGGUCUCUCCUAUCCCUUCACUCGGGCGCAACUCCAGGUGGACGACUUUAUUGCCUUGGCUUUCCCAGAGGGACAAGUGAGGUCGGAUAGUACCUCGAGCCCCUCGAUGACGACUACGGAGCCGAUAGACGUCGCUAUCGACCCGAUUAUUGCCGGGUCUCUAGAACACAUUCAGCUAGGUUCACUCACGAUACCGAGGUUGCUCAAUGGGCUGUGGCAAAUGUCGUCUCCGGCGUGGGGAUGUGCAUCGAGCAUCAAGCAAAUCGCUGCACUGUCCCAACUGAUACAAGCAGGUUUGGUCGUGACCGAUAUGGCUGACCACUACGGAGACGCUGAGUUGAUUUACGGGGGAUUCAGAAAUCGACUGAAACCCGAAGUGCGCGAGCGCGCGCUGGCGGCCUCCAAGUGGUGUGUCUUCCGAUCCCUAAAGGAGCCCGUGACUCAGGAACUAGUCUUCAAUGCGGUUCAAGAGCGGGCUCGUAGGCUCAAAGGGAGAAUCGAUAUUUUGCAAUUCCACUGGAAUAAUUACGAAGACAAGAACUACCUUCCUGUACUGGCCGAACUCGUGAAGCUCACCAAAUCACAUGCUUAUUUGGUCUCUCACAUUGGGCUGUGUAAUUUUGACGCCGAACACACGGAUGAAGUGUGUCGCUAUCUUCUAGAAAAGGUGGGGGAAGUAGGGAUCAUUUCAAAUCAAGUUCAAUUUUCGCUAAUUGACAGCCGACCCUUGUUUAAAAUGAUUGGAGUUUGUGAAAUGUAUGGUAUCAAGCUACUAACGUAUGGGACCUUUUGUGGCGGUUUCCUUUCGGACAAAUGGCUCGGAGUUAAGUCUCCGGAAAUCUAUUGUGAAGCCGUUGGGUUGACUCCCUCUCAGCGGAAGUACUACGAUGUUAUAUCGACUUGGGGUUCCUGGUCAGAUCUACAGGCUCUUCUCUAUACACUCAAGAUUAUCGCAGAUAAGCACAGAGUCGACGUAUCCAAUGUCGCUGCACGAUGGGUUCUUGACUGUCCUGCAGUCGGGGCUGUGAUUGUCGGAACUCGGCUGGGUGUUUCGAGUAAUGUCCGGUCAAAUCUGCAAGUGUUCUCCUUCCAGUUGGACGAGGAGGACAAGAAAAAGUUGGAAGCUGUGGCUCUGGGUAAUCGCGCGAGAAACUUGUAUGAAAGAAUAGGGGACUGCGGGACAGAAUAUCGAUGA